UACUCUAGGGGAAGCCUGGGCGCAGCUGAAGAAGAGUUUGACUGAAGAGGCUGAGGUUCACCUCAAGUUCUCCUCUAAGCUCCAGAGUGAGGUGGAGAAGCCUCUGUUGACUUUCAGAGAUAACUUUAAGAAGGACAUGAAGCGGUUCGACCAUCACAUCGCAGAACUACGGAAACAUCUGGUCGGACGGCACACAGCCGUGGAGAAGGCCCGUAAGGCUCUAGCGGACAGACAGAAGGACCUGGAGGUUAAAACGCAGCAGAUGGAGAUCAAACUAAGCAACAAGAUCGAGGAGGACAUCAAGAAGGCCCGGCGGAAGUCCACACAAGCAGGAGAUGACCUGAUGCGCUGUGUCGACCUUUACAACCAGUCCCAGUCCAAAUGGUUUGAGGAGAUGGUGACCACAAGCCUGGAGUUGGAGAGGCUGGAGGUAGAGAGGGUGGAGAUGAUACGACAGCAUCUGUGUCAGUACACCACCUUGCGGCAUGAGACGGACAUGUUUAACCAGAGUACGAUGGAGCCAGUGGAUCAGCUGUUACAGAGUGUGGACCCAGCUAAAGACCGAGAGCUCUGGGUCCAGGAGCAUAAGACAGGAGACAUCAGGCCUGUGGACAUUGAGAUAUAACACACCUGGUUCCCAGGGGUCACACACGUGGAUCCACAAGCAUCAAUCUAUACUAGGGCUUCAAGACCUUAGCCCCUUUACUAAAGUCAACUUUGAGAUAUUAUGGACAUCCCGAGAAAUGAGAAUAAGUCAUGAGAGAGAGAGAGAGAGAGAGAGAGACUUGAUGCCCUUGAGUAUUCUAUAUGUAUGGUAGACAGACAGUGUUCAUUAUGACCUAGAGGACUACUAUAGGGAAGACAGGUGUGUAUAUGGGCCAAACUCAGGUGAGGGGAAUGUAUUACCAACAUAAACAAACGGCAUGGCUAUUUUGACAUGUACGUAAUCUAUGGUCUACAGUACAAGCCUGUGGGACUGAGGCUGUGUGAGCUAUAACCCCAAAACAAAUUCUGUAAAUGGUUGGCCAACUGAAAUACUGACGCAAAGGUUAAUUAUGAAAUUUAACAGCUACUGCUGCUUUUAUGUAAUAACCGUACAUCAUAUGCAUUCCAAUUUAUAGAUUAUAUUUUAUCUGCGCCACUAAAUUGAAACUAAAGUGAGGUGAACAAAAGGUUUUUAAGGUGAAUAUUGAUUCUGCAAACGUAUAUCAAAUGGGUCGUUUGGAAGAGAGCUUGACACAAAUUGAACAGAUCUACAAUGUAUUGUGACGUUUUCCUUACUGUUGAAGUGAUCAACAUUUGAAUUAUAGUCUCUAAGGGGGCAGUACAACUGGGAUGCUGUUACAAGGGAAUGUGCUUUUGUAAAUACAAGAUGAAUAUACUGUAUGUAAGAUAAUGGGGUGUAGAAGUAAAACAUCUAGAGAAUGAAGGAUGUAAAAUAGUGGAAUCCGCAGUAAAACAGAUGAUAUAUAUAUAUAUACAUUACACAGGAGUGAUGGUACAGAUAAUAUAUUAAAGUGAUAUUACACAAUGAUUAUUUUUCUACUAAAUGAAAUGACGACAACGUUGUUUCAGAGACGUGCUAACUGGGUGUAGAUCCUCAACUGAAGUUGAAAUGGUUACAGUAUAUCAUGAUCCCGUUUCUCUCCUGUAAGUAUUACGUACAUGUUACUACUGUUCCAUGCACACGCAUACAUGUUGUACAGACUUUUCCAUUUAUUGUUUGUUUGGUGCAACAAGAGCCUUGAAKGUUCCAAGGAUUCUGCAUAUGGACAUAACUGCUGAAUGUUUGGCAUUAAUGUCUUUGCAUUGAUAUGGUAAAUAUAUAGAUAUACAUUUUAUGUUACAUCUAUCUCUGGUAGUUCCUUUCUGCUGUUUUUUAUUUGACAAUAGAACCAGGUGAUUUUUGUAGGUGUUUGUGUUUCUGGCAAAUUAUCUUGAGGGUACAAGAAGACAUUUAAGGAAUGAAAAAAGGUUUUAUUUCUUAACACAUUUUUACAUUCAACAAUAAAAUGCUUUGGACAAGUAAUGUAAAAAAUGUUUUGGCAGUGAUAUAUAUGUCUGCACAUUUAUAUAAUGGUAAACUUUGAUAUAGCAUCUUUGUCCAAAAUUCUGGGAACAGUGUAUUUGGAUAGUCCAUCUGUA
Molecule: messenger RNA, 2145 nt
Organism: Salvelinus sp. IW2-2015
Lineage: Eukaryota; Metazoa; Chordata; Actinopteri; Salmoniformes; Salmonidae
Product: growth arrest-specific protein 7
Biological process (GO): actin filament polymerization; neuron projection morphogenesis
Cellular component (GO): cytoplasm; actin filament; plasma membrane
Molecular function (GO): actin filament binding
Source: RefSeq, a predicted model, not a curated record